CUUCAUCAGAGACAAACUGAACAGAUGGAAACAGGAGUUGAUGGAGAGGACUGUGGAGGAGCAGAACCAGAGAGGGACUCAGAUCCAGAGACACGUUUACAACCACAGAUUGAGGUCAAGAUUGAAAACUCUGAUGAAGCUGAGACUGAAGACAGAGAAGAUUGGAAGGAGACCAGAGAGAAUCAGUCAGGUUUGACCUCUGUCGAAAACAUUGAAGAUAAGAGAUCAAAUAAACCACAUACCUGUUCCAAGUGUUGUAAGUCAUUCAAAAAGAAACGGGAUCUGACCAGACACAUAAGAAUUCACACAGGAGAGAAACCCUUCAGCUGCUCUGAAUGUGGAAAAAGGUUUAACCAAAAAGGAAGUCUGGCGAUACACUCUUUACUUCACAGAGAGGAGAAACCCUUCGGCUGCUCUGAGUGUGGUAAAAGAUUUAACCAUAAACCUACUCUGAAACUUCACAUGGCGCGUCACAGAGGUGAGAAACGCUACAGCUGCUCUGUUUGUGACAAAAGAUUCUGUUGGUCUAAUCAGUUAAAGAGACACAAGUGUGUUGGAGGUCAGGCUUCAAAACCCGAGAGUUAUUUACAAGCAGAGACUGAGGCUGCAAACUCCUCUGUACAUGAGACUGAAGACAGUGAUGAGUAUUGGAAGGAUACCAAAGAACAUAGGCCAGGUGUAAACUCUGUAGAAAACAUUAAAAAGGCUUUCACUUAUCAGAGACAUAAAGUUUUAGUAAAUGAUGGACGUUGUUCUGGCGAGAGACAAUUUGGCUGUUCUGAAGAUGUUGCUAAACAUGAAUUCAUGAAACACAACACUGUCAACAUUGAACCAUGCAGUAAGGCUGAGCACCUUCAGUCAGGUCUGAACUAUCUGAAAAACGGUGGAGAGGUUUCCUCCUGCGAUUCUUUGGCAUGUAAUAAAUCAUCCAAAAACACUGACACUCUGCUCACACAGCAGAAAUAUAACAAUGGGCAGAGACCAUUUAGUUGCCUAUUUUGUGAGAAAAGAUUUGCUACAGAAGAUUGUUUGACAAGACAUACAUCUUUCCAUACAAGAGAGAAACAACUCAGAUGCAUUCAUUGUGAGAAAAGGUUUACUCAGGAGUCAGACUUCAUCAGCUAUAUGUGUGUUGGUGUGUCCUCAGAACCUUAUCAGAGCCAGACUGAGGAACAGAUUACAGACAAAUCUCUAAACUGUCCUCACUGUGGGAAAGGAUUUGUCAGUCAGCACAAUCUGCUGGUGCACAUGAAGAUUCAUUCAGGAGAGGAAGUGUUUAGUUGCUCAGUUUGUGCUCAAACAUUUGCCAGACAUGAAAGCUUAAGAUGUAAUUUGGCUUGUCAGACUGUGAAGAAGCAUUUUUGCUGUUCAGUUUGUAACACAGGUUUCACUGACAGUGAAUCUUUGAUUAAACACAUGAGAGUCCACGUUGGACAAACACAGUUCAGAUGCUCAAUUUGUGAUCAAGAAUUUGUCUGGAGAAGACACCUGACAAAACAUAUGGAGAUCCACACAUCUGAGAAAAUCUACAGCUGCAUAGUUUGUGAUCAAAGAUUUUUUUGGUCCUCUCAGUUAAAAGAACACAAGUGUGUUGGAGGUCAGUCUUCAGAGUUUCAUCAAAACCAAACUGAGGAGAAAAGAGAGGCAGAAACAGGAGAUGAUGGAGAGGACUGUGGAGGAGCCGAACCAGAGAGGGACUCAGAUCCAGAGAGACAUUUACAACCGGAGACUGAAGACACUGAUGGGCAAGAGACUACAGAACAUCAGUCAGGUUUAAGCUCUGUACAAAACAUUGAAGAUAAGAGAUCAAAAAAAUCAAAUACCUGUUCUGAGUGUUGUAAAUCAUUCAAAAAGAAACGGGAUCUGACCAGACACAUAAGAAUUCACACAGCAGAUAAACCCUUAAGCUGCUCUGAGUGUGCUAAAACAUUUAAAUGUAAAGACCAUCUGACCAGACACUUGGAAGUUCACAUGGGAGAGAAACCUUUUAGCUGCUCUGUUUGCAGUCAAAGAUUUAUCCUCAAGUCUGCUCUGAUACUUCACAUGGCUCAUCACAGAGGAGAGAAACCCUACGACUGCUCUGUUCGUGACCUAAGAUUCUUUUGGCCCAAACAGUUAAAAAGACACAAGUGUGUUGGAGGUCAGGAUGCAGAUCUUCAAAACCAAACUAAGGAGAAAAGAGAGGCUGAAACAGGAGCUGAUGGAGAGGACUGUGGAGGAGCAGAACCAGAGAGGGACUCAGAUCCAGAGAGACAUUUACAACCAGAGACUGAAGACUCUUCUGAGGCUGAGACUGAAGACAGUGAAGAUUGGAGAGAAACCAGACCAAAUCAGUCAGGUUUAGAUUCUCUAAGAAAUGUCUUCGAGAGUGCAGCAAAAUUUGACUCUGAUAGGAAACAUGAUUUCUGCUCUGACUCUGAUCAAAACUUUAACAACAACCACCUUCUGGAACUCCAUAGAAACAAUCGCACAGAAGAGAAACUUUUCAGUGGCUCAGGAUGUGAGAACCAGUUAACAGAAAGAGGAAAUGUGGGCCAACACAUGAUAGCCCACAUAGGGCUACUCAGAGGGGCAAAGCAGGAGGAACAAGAACCCCCACUUAUCAAGGAGGAACAGCAGGAAUUCAGGAUCAGUCAGGCUGAUACCACCAUGUUCCCCUUCACUCCUGUCUCUGUGAAGAGUGAAGAUGAUGAAGAGAAACCUCAGUCCUCACAGCUUCAUCAGAGACAAACUGAACAGAUGGAAACAGGAGUUGAUGGAGAGGACUGUGGAGGAACAGAACCAGAGAGAUGUUUACAAAUACAGACUGAGGUUAAGACUGAAGACUCUUGUCAAUCUGAUGAUAGUGUAGACAGUGAUUUUUGGAAAGAGACAAGAGAUCGCCAGCCAGGUUUCAAAUCUGUAGAAAACACUGGCGAGCAUAGACCGCCGACUGAAAAGAAAUCAAAUAACUGCUCUGAGUGUAACAAAACAUUCCUCACGAAAUGGCUUUUGAACCAACACAUGCGAAUUCACACAGGGGAGAAACCCUUCAGCUGCUCUGUUUGCAACAAAUGUUUUAAUGUAAAGGGAAGUCUGACCAAACACAUGUUGCUUCACACGGGAGAGAAACCCUUCAGCUGCUCCGAGUGUGGUAAAAGAUUUGACCGAAGAGGCAGUUUGAACAGACACAAGAUAGUUCACACAGGAGAGAAACCCUUUAGCUGUUCUGUUUGCACCAAAAGAUUUAAUCAAAGGUCGAGUCUAAAACGUCACAUGGCACAUUACAGAGGAGAGAAACAGUUUAGCUCCUCUGAUUGCAGUAAAAUGUAAUGCCAAAAGGGGAUCUGAUCAAAGUGCUCGUUUAGCCCAGUUGCUAAAGCAGCAAAGUCUUGCUUUCCUUUUUCUGCACAAAGACAACAACUUCAUUUCUGCCACUUUUUUGCAACAAAAGUUAAGGUGAUGUUUUGUAUAUGUAUGUAUCUUCUCAAUGCCUUAAAUCUUCUGAUACAGUUUACCAUGGAGCGUCAAAGUUCAUAACAAAUCUUAAAAAGUCACGAUUUGUACUCCUUUUUAACCAGUGUCUCAGAGCUCCUCACAACAUGUCUAUGAACUUUCUUGUUCUAAAUCCACUCUGAUCCUGUAUUUGAUCAUCAUCUAUUUCAGCCCUGCUCAGAGCAGGCUGUUUCUGUGUCUGUACCUUUAAAUAUGUAAACACCAAACUUUGGUUUGUUCCUAAUCACUCUGUAAAUCGUACCACCAUCUUUCUUUCCCUCUCUAUUUCACUUGAGAGCUCAAGUUAUUAUGUUACAUUAUUUGACAUAACUUUAAAGUGCUGUUGUAAUGGUAGUGUGCAUGUGCACACUGCUUUGCCCAUUUUGUGUGCCAAAUAGAGGCAACCCAGCACACAGCAGGGGUGUGAUGUGCUAUAGUGGUCACAUGGUUUGGUAAAUUUAAAAAAAAUGUUUGUUUCUCUCAGUAUCUCUGUAAAUAUUUUUUUGUGUGUCAAUUAAAACUUUAA
Messenger RNA from Labrus bergylta (ballan wrasse), 4000 nucleotides. The record is from RefSeq and is a predicted model, not a curated record. NCBI's taxonomy places the organism in Eukaryota, Metazoa, Chordata, Actinopteri, Labriformes, Labridae.